Molecule: messenger RNA, 540 nt
Organism: Ramularia collo-cygni
Lineage: Eukaryota; Fungi; Ascomycota; Dothideomycetes; Mycosphaerellales; Mycosphaerellaceae
Exons: 4
Coding region: 1-540 (179 amino acids)
Source: RefSeq, a predicted model, not a curated record
AUGUCUUCUCCUUCCCAAUUCGGCGAGCUCAAGAUCGAGAACACAUCAAUCAAGACCGCCCCUGGUGUGGAGCUUUCGCAGAGGCAACAAACCCUCCUUGGAUCAGUCCUGGACUUGUUUGCUGGCCGCCCCUCUCUGGCUAAGCUUCAACUCUGGACCGACGACGCCACAUUCGAAGACCCCAUUACGAUUGCUAAGGGACGGAAACAGUACGARCCGCAGUGGUAUGGUCUACAAUCCGCUUUCUCRGAAAUUGAGCGAAAGAGCCAUGAAGUGACCAGCGCUGGAAACCCAAUUGAGAUGGACAUGACCACCAGAUAUGUGGUAAAGGGUAUCAAUGUUGAGAAAGUCAUAGUCAGCAAGAUCCUUGUCUACCUCGAUGACGCGGGGGAGAAAAUCGUAAAGGUCGAAGACAAGUGGAACGGAAACAUGCCAACCUCCGCAAUUGCGAAUGCUUUCCGCAGACUGAAUGCCAACUCGGUUCCACUCAUGAUCAGCGUGCCAAAGAACGCUGAGGAGGAUGCAAAGAGGGGCAACUAG